CCUAAGCUAUCAAUCCUAUCUAAGCUCAUCUUUCAAAAUUCUUUCUUCAUGCAGCUACUAUUCACUCUCUACCUUCGGGACCCUUUCUUCACCGUUUCCUCCUCUUUUUGAGGCUACUCCAGUUGACUAAGUCAUCUAGCAGUAUGUAACCGUGUGGCAGUAAUGCGAUUGGUGAGCAAAACUCUUCGAGAUGUGAAGCCAAAGCGUUUUGUCCUCCAUCCUCGACUCCCACUUUCGCUCCAACGCCCUCGGCUGCAUAGACAGGGUAUUCGGUUGUCCUCCCCGGAAUUUGGAAAGAAUUCACGGUACUAUUUCUCAGCAUCGUCCUCGAACAGCUCGGAAAGUCCUUUCGAUGUUCUCGUGUCGGAACUAUCCGGUAAGGACCAAGUGACACAGAAGACGCCUACCCAACAACAGAAGCCGAACCUUCCUCCCAUUCAAGAGACGAAGCUAUUUGGGAAAUGGAGAGCUCUGUUGACCAACCCUUACCGUCUCUCUGUCGAGUCUGACCUUGACCGGCGCGGUCCCGCCAAAGAAUGGCGCAGCCAACUGUUAGUAGACAAAUUCGAAAACCGCAACGAUCUCGCCUUAUGGAGUGUUCUCCUGGAUUACCAGAAGAGAGUCAAUGGGGACCUAGGCGUUUGGAACGUCUGGAGAGGCCUCUGGGGUCGCAAGUCGCUGUACGAUGUCCAGGAUCCGCUUGCGCCUGCGUUUUGGCGAACAAUGUUAGAGGCCGCAGUGAAGUCUAGGGAGGCCAAGUUCCUAACGAGCGUUUGGAUUUACAGCGAGUGGAUGUAUGAGGUGCAUGGUGUCAAAUGGCCGCAGCUCUACUCGACAGUCCUGUCGCAUUUUUUACGCACUCACCAACACCAUCAAGCUCUGCAGUGGCAGCUACGAUUGACUCCAAACUUCUACCCGGGCGCAGACGAGUUUGCGAGCAUAAUCAAGCAGUUUGCAACCGACAAAGAGCUGUACCGUACUCCUAUUCUCGAGUCUCUGUACAUAGUAAACCCCGAUCAUCAGCUGUAUGAUAUCCUCGUCCCAUAUCUGUACGACUUGGGCGCGUCCCGGCUAGCGUCACGAUGGCGACGUAUUUGCGUUCGACAUGACGAUUUACCUCUGGCACAUGUUUCCCCUAGGCCUUUCUUAAGAUUUCUGAAGGGAUACUUCCCUCAUAUGCCACUUCAUCCCGUAGAAUCUGCCGCGAUCGACAGCUUGAACUUCAAGCCAAAGGAAGAUACGGAGAAAAUUGACAUAUCUCGGGAAUUCGUGAAUCGCGUGCACGGUGAGACGUUCGGCAUCAGCGUCAAGAAUUAUAACGAUCGACUAGGAGCCAAGUGGCUCGCCAGCUCCUGGGUUAGUUUGGACACUGCCAUAUCGACAAUUUCCGCUUUGGGCAUCAGUGAGAUUGGACCGUUAUCGUUGCAAUCAAUCGCGCUGAGAGAAGGAAAAUCAAAGGGCGUAUUAAAGCGCAUCGAGCAACUACGCGAGCAGGGGAUUUCAGUUAUCGAAUCCAACUAUUUAAGAUUGGUCCUUUAUCUAGCGAAAGCCAAUGAUGAUGAACUUCUUCUUGAUCUUCUACAUAGCGAUCUUCAUCCAGACGUAUUUGAUGAUGCUGAGUUACAGUCUCACCUCGUUGUCUCUACGGCUAAUUCAGAAGAUUGGAGAACUCAUCGGCUUAUGUUAGCUACGCGGUUAGCAGUGAUGGAUAAGUCGAAUCGGCAAACAGCCAACGCACUUGCUCAAACUUAUAUCCUACACAAAGACCGAGCAGGGCUCUCGAAGCUUUUAGACGAUAUGAAGGCAAUGGAAAUUGCACUCGAUUCCAACCAGACAAGCCUCAUUUUUGAAAAUUUAAUCAGCGAAGCCAAGUCAACAUUUCUGCCUGAUGAUUCAGUCUACUUUUACCUACCUAUCUGCCGGCAACUCGCGGCUAUGGAAAUUCCAGUACCCAUUCACUGUUGGCGGAAGAUACUGUUCUGUCUCGCUCGGCAAGGCAAAGUAGACGACCUGGAAAAACUGAGUAUUGAAUUGGCAAAUAUGUUUACUUCCUUCCAGUCUUCUCGUCCCGGUUUCGUUCCCGUACACCCGGCCGAUAUACCGGAACCUAUGAAACAACCGUUAUCCGGUGUCGAAAAUCUUCUGGGUGUAUAUAUUCCUUUGGACUUGCCAACCCCGACGCCUCUGCAUCCGUUGCACCAAAUAUUCGAUAAUAAGCUAUUGGGGACUAUUUUACGCUAUUCAUUUCACCCCUCCCCGAAACGAUCUGGACAAAUCACUCCCACGCAAGGUCAUCGUCAACGGUAUUUAAAUUUCGGCGGCAGUCGAGGUGUCAGAUUGCUACGGGCCCUUUACGACCGCGGCGUUUUUUUUGAAAAGCCACACCUAGCUGCUCUGAUUAAACUACGCCUAAUCGACUUCUAUGGGCCUGGUUAUCCGACGAAGAGGGUAUGGCAGUUGGCCAGAGCGAGCAACAGGCUAACGUUAAAGGAGAUGAAAUCUUGUCUGGAUGAGGCUUGGGGGGAAGAACUCCUUCCACCGCUAGAAACUCUCCAAGAGGAGAUUGAGGCUCGCGGGCGGAAGGUGAUGAUACGAAAUGAACAGUAUCUACAACGUAUGGGGAGGACAACACCUCAACUUCAUAUCGUGUUGUAGUAUAGAUCUAACGCCUACAUGUACAUAUAAAAUAUAGAGUAAAGAUACCCAGGGAUUUAUAUAGAUGAUAGAAGAGAGAGUAUACACC
Daldinia vernicosa is the source of this 2743-nucleotide messenger RNA. RefSeq lists its product as uncharacterized. Bases 163 to 2655 code for a protein of 830 amino acids. The transcript has a single exon. Lineage: Eukaryota; Fungi; Ascomycota; Sordariomycetes; Xylariales; Hypoxylaceae. The record is from RefSeq and is a predicted model, not a curated record.